UUGCAUGAUUGACAUUACCAUGAAAAGGAUGUGGAGGAUCAGUGAGCACCCAGUUCUCUAUCUCUUUAUGCUCUUCAACUUAGAUAACCCUUCACUACAAACUUUAUAUAUACUUCAUUCUACAUGCACUAAACAAACUGCUUCAUAGUCAUGAGAGUUCUUACAAUGUCUUGGCUUCUGGCUCUGACACUCUUUUGUUUAGCAUGUACAACAAACGCAGGAGCUCCUAGGAAAACUCAGCAUCCAUCUGCAACUAUUGUUGGCACUGUCUACUGUGACUCUUGCUCACAAAAUCACUUCUCCAACACUAAUCACUUCAUCUCAGGGGCACUGGUUGCUGUAGAAUGUGAUGGCACAGACUCGAGCCCGAAAAUCCGAAAAGAGGUGAAAACAAACAAGCACGGGAAAUUUAGAGUAAAUUUACCAUCCCGGGUGGCCAAACAUGUCAAGAACAUCAAGAAAUGCUCCGUGAACUUGGUUCGGAGCAAUGAUGCCAACUGCGCGGUGGCAUCGACAGCAACAGCUUCUUCAAUUCAUCUCAAAUCAAUUAAAGCCAGAACCCACAUUUUCUCAGCUGGUUUUUUAGCUUUCAAACCCCUGACGCAGCCAAGCAUAUGCAAUCAAAAACCACAAAUUUCAAAUAGGCCACCUACGAAGCCACCAAAACGAGCAGCUCAUAAAAAAACCAGAAAGGGCCUGGUAAACCAAAAAAUGUUUUCUUUAUUUCCACCUCUGAUUCCAAACCCCUUUCAGCCACCACCAGCAAUACUUCCUCCCAUCAUCCCUUCGCCACCGCCUUCAAUAUUUCCUCCUUUCUUCCCAUCACCUCCGCCUUCAAUAUUUCCUCCUGUUUUUCCGACCCCUCCACAGCCACCACCUUCAAUAUUUCCUCCAUUUUUCCCUGCACCACCAGUAGCACCUCCUCCAUCAAUAUUUCCUCCACUCUUCCCUCCAAUACCGGGAUUUAGUCCUCCGGUGGUGAUGCCACCACCGCCACCGCCACCAGUCUUCCCAUUUCUUCCACCAGGAUUCCCCGGAGUGCCGCCAGUGGCAAGGUCAAGUCAUUCAGAAGAGACAAAACAUCCUUAAUUAAAUGAAAGUCACAUGCAUCUUACUUGUACAUUAUAGUAAUAAGUAUCGGCUUGUCUGUUUAAAAGUUUGUGGUCAUUUGAAUUUUGAACAAUGUCAUUGUUGCAUUUCGCAGCAUUAUAUGUUGGUUAUGUUGGAAAAAUAUGAAGUUCCUGGCUUUAAGCAAA
Messenger RNA from Daucus carota subsp. sativus, 1256 nucleotides. RefSeq names its product leucine-rich repeat extensin-like protein 3. Bases 151 to 1089 code for a protein of 312 amino acids. The record is from RefSeq and is a predicted model, not a curated record. NCBI's taxonomy places the organism in Eukaryota, Viridiplantae, Streptophyta, Magnoliopsida, Apiales, Apiaceae. The transcript has 2 exons.